Molecule: messenger RNA, 2049 nt
Organism: Sphenostylis stenocarpa
Lineage: Eukaryota; Viridiplantae; Streptophyta; Magnoliopsida; Fabales; Fabaceae
Source: the annotation of a GenBank genome assembly
AUGACUGUCGAAAAGAGUUUCCCGUCGGGAAUGAGUGAUUCUGGGGAAGAGUUUCCCGUCGGAAUGCGUGUGCUCGCCGUCGAUGACGAUCCCAUCUGCCUCAUGGUCUUGGAAAAUCUCCUCCGGAAAUGUCAAUAUCAUGUAACCACAACAAAUCAAGCAAUAACAGCAUUGGCGCUGUUGAGAGAGCAUAAAGACAAGUUUGACCUGGUAAUUAGUGAUGUGCAUAUGCCUGACAUGGAUGGAUUUAAGCUGCUUGAGCUGGUGGGACUUGAGAUGGACCUUCCUGUCAUAAUGUUGUCUGCAAAUGGUGAUACGAAGCUGGUGAUGAAGGGGAUUUCUCAUGGAGCCUGUGAUUAUCUGCUGAAACCCGUGAGAAUGGAGGAGCUCAAGAACAUCUGGCAACAUGUAAUCAGAAGGAAGAAGUUUGACUCAAAGGAGAAGAACAAAACAAGCAACUUAGACAAACCCACUUCUGAUAGUGGCAAUGGACAUGGAUCAUCUGGAGCCGUAAAUUCAGAUCAAAAUGAGAAGCUGACUAAGAAACGGAAGGAUCAAGAUGAUGAUGAAGAUGAGGAGCAGGAGAUUGAUCAUGAUAAUGAUGACCCUUCAACCCAGAAGAAGCCUCGGGUUGUUUGGUCUGUGGAGCUGCACCGCAAGUUUGUUGCUGCUGUUAAUCAGUUAGGCAUUGAUAAGGCUGUACCUAAAAAAAUUCUGGAUUUGAUGAAUGUUGAAAAGCUUACAAGGGAGAAUGUGGCGAGCCAUCUCCAGAAGUAUAGGCUUUAUCUGAAAAGAAUUAGUUGCGUGGCUAACCAACAGGCUAAUAUGGUGGCGGCCUUAGGGUGUGCAGAUCCAUCCUAUUUGAGAAUGAGUUCUGUGAGUGGGGUUGGACAUUUACAAACAUUGAGUGGUUCUGGACAGCUUCAUAACAAUGGUUUUAGAUCCUUUCCACCAGGUGGAAUAAUUAAUAGAUUGAACACUCCUGCUGCUUUGAAUGCGCAUGGGUUUCCUUCUGGAGUUCUUCAGUUGAGUCAAUCACAAAAUUUAAACAACACUAAUGAUCAUCUUAAGUUCCAGUCAGCCAUGGUUCCUGUUAAUCAGAAUGGUGUUCAGGGAAUGCCAAUGUCUGCUCAAAACAAUAAGGGUGUUAUUUCUGUUCAAAAUCUAACCACUGUUUUUAAUGCCAAAACAAAUUUUCCCAUCUCAAAUAAACUCCCAGAUCCAAGACCAAAAAUAACCACCUCUAGCUCGCAAAAUCCAGAUGUAGGUAUGUCAAACAAUGCCUUGAUGUUGGAACCAUACCCUCAAGGAACACAAGGGAGUGUAAGAAUUGAAACUUUAUCUUCUUCAGUAGCCUCUCAACAUUCAGAUUAUUCUUUACCUUUGCUGGAUCAAGGUAGAUAUAGUGAUAAUAGUUGGACAAGUGCUGUGCAGCCAUCUGUGAUCCAGACAAACUCUUACCCUUCAAGUGAAUGUUUUAGACAGACUAAUAUACCUCCUCCAGAUAACAUGGCUUCUGUACCCUUACAAGGUGGUAAUCUGAGUGGUCCAUCUAUCACUUCACUGUCCAGGCAAUCCCAUGAUUCAAUGACAAAUAUGCACUCUGAAGGAGUGACUUUUACUAACAGAUCUGGGCUCAUAAGCAGUAAUGUGCCAUUUCAAGGAUGGGAUGACCGUAAUCAGGAUGCUACUCACCAUUCAAAUAAUAUAUUUGCAUCAAUAAACUCAUUGACUCCAGUCAAUGGUGCUACUGUUCCAGCAGGCCAUACAGCAACAAACUCAGCCUCCCAGAGAAACUUGGACUUUAACUUUGGUGAUCCCUUACAAAUGAAGCAUGAUGGGUUUGUGGAAUUUACUGAAGAGAUCUCAUCUAAGCAACAUCAGGGGAAUAUCUUGAACCAGCAGAAGUCACAACAUAGUCAUUUCUCUAGUAAUCUUGGUUCAUUGGAAGACUUGGUCAGUUCAAUGAUGAAACAGGAAAAAGAUAAGCUGAAAUUAUUGGAUGGAAACCUCAUUUGCGAUAAUUACUCUGGUGGAUUAUCUAUGUGA